AUGGCCGGCAGGGCAUCGGAAUACGAAAAGAGUCGGGGAGCAGUGUUGGUCCAAGAUGUCCUAAUAGCCACCAAAUUGGUCAGCGCUCGGACAUGGCACCGUGUGGUACGCGCCUGGCUCGUUAUGCCAAUUGCUGUUGCAGCCAUCAUGGCAGUGUGCUUUGGUGUCGACCGCCUUAUUAACCUUGGGAAUGUUCCCUUUCCAGCUUCAGUGGCCUGUCUGAUCUUACUCUUCUUAGCCCUCAUCCUCUGCUCAUUCAUACUGGGAGACCGGGCCACAAAGACCAUGGUUGGAUACCUAGAUGUUCCCUGCGGCUGGUCCUUGCGCUUUCUCAACAUAUUCUUGUGUCCUGGCUUUGUCACAUUGCCUCUCAGUCCACCGAUAAGCGGAGCGGAAGUGGCCAAGAUCAUCGGCGUAGCUCUAGUCGGUUGGGCGGUGGUAUUUGCCUUGAGUGCCUACUCUGUACGUGGGAUAGUACUGCUCAUUGGCAAUAGCAAGAAAGCAGAAGUUGCAAGGGCUGAAGAGCUUGGGGUGCACCAAGAUGACAUUCCGUUGAGUCGAGUGUCGACACCGCCAGACUCUAGGCGGACACCAAGUGACUAUGGUGAGAGCACGCCGGACGAAAGUCCCAAUCCUUCAACUCCAUUCCUGGUUCAGCCGCCAAGGGCACAGAAUCCAGACUAUGUCACUGGGACAGGCGGACCGCCAAUACCGGAGAGCACAAGACUCAGCUCAGAGACUAUAUCACCAUUGUCCAUUUUGCGACACGAUGCGCCGCUACAAACCAGAGCGGAGAAGUGGGCAGCAUUCAUUAUCUCACAAUUGGAUCUGCUUACCUAUGCAGCACUGAUGGUCUUCAUCGGCAUCCCAGUUUACUAUGGCCUCGGCUAUGCCAUGCCGUUGCAACUCUGCAUCAGCAUCAUCACAUACGAAGUCGCAACCAUGCUGCCCUUACGUUGGAAGACCUACCUGCACCCCAUCCUGGUAUCCUCUGCAAGCACCGUUCUCGCAAUCUGGGUCUUCGUCCUCACACGCGGAGAAUCUCUAUCCGAUGGUCUCCACGCCUACUCCACAGGAGUGAAAUACACCAGACUGUGGAGCGGCGCAGCAAUCGCAGGCACACUACCCGGAGCCGGCGACAUUCUCUCCUCCAUCAUCGACGUGUCAAUCAUUGCAUUAGCCUUACCAAUGUUCCAAUACCGCCAUGAGCUCCAGAAAAACUUCCUCGCCAUCAUCAUCCCCAAUACCAUCUGGCCCUUAGCCUCACUCUUCGGCUACCCAGCCUUCUGCUACGCCAUCGGAAUCACUCCAACGUCCUCUCUCGCCUUCGGAGCAAGAACACUCACUCUCGCACUCGGACAAAUCGUCGUGGCAAAUGUCGGCGGAAACAUGAAUGUGGGAACUCCCUUGGCCAUCUUCAGCGGAAUCUUUGGAGUCCUCAUAGGAAAUCAGAUUUUGAAAUUCUUGCGGAUUCCCGAGGACGAUUAUAUUACGAGAGGAAUCACGUUUGGUGCGAAUUCGAGCAGUCUUGCUACUGCUAUGUUACUGGGUACGGAUCCGCGAGCUGCGGCGUUUAGUAGUUUGAGUAUGGGAUUUGUUGGAACUGUGGCUGUUGCUGCUACGAGUGUGCCGCCGAUCGUGCUGGCUGUGAAGGGGAUUGUUGGGCUUUGA
Messenger RNA from Sphaerulina musiva SO2202, 1671 nucleotides. RefSeq lists its product as uncharacterized. The transcript has a single exon. The record is from RefSeq and is a predicted model, not a curated record. Bases 1 to 1671 code for a protein of 556 amino acids. NCBI's taxonomy places the organism in Eukaryota, Fungi, Ascomycota, Dothideomycetes, Mycosphaerellales, Mycosphaerellaceae.